This is a messenger RNA of Diospyros lotus (date-plum), 1722 nucleotides long. Its product is annotated as tubulin alpha-5 chain. Gene Ontology annotation, biological process: microtubule cytoskeleton organization; mitotic cell cycle. The coding region runs from base 157 to 1506 and encodes 449 amino acids. Lineage: Eukaryota; Viridiplantae; Streptophyta; Magnoliopsida; Ericales; Ebenaceae. Gene Ontology annotation, cellular component: cytoplasm; microtubule. The record is from RefSeq and is a predicted model, not a curated record. The transcript has 5 exons. Gene Ontology annotation, molecular function: GTP binding; structural constituent of cytoskeleton.
CUUUUUCUCUUUCUACGGGUCGGGAACUCCUUCCUUCACACACACAUACACAUACAGAGAGAGAGAGGGAUCUGAGAAAUUAGGGUUUCUUUUUGACUCUCUCUCAUCUCAACUUUGAUUUCUGCUAUUCGAUCGAAAGAUCAAAAUUCUAAGCAGAUGAGAGAGAUCAUCAGCAUACACAUAGGGCAAGCAGGAAUUCAGGUCGGCAAUUCAUGUUGGGAGUUAUAUUGCCUCGAACAUGGAAUUCAGCCCGAUGGCAUGAUGCCUAGUGACUCAACAGUGGGUAUUGCACACGAUGCUUUUAAUACCUUCUUUAGUGAGACGGGUGCAGGCAAACAUGUUCCCAGAGCUAUAUUUGUGGACCUGGAACCAACUGUCAUUGAUGAAGUCAGGACAGGGUCUUACCGCCAGCUUUUCCAUCCUGAACAGCUUAUUUCUGGCAAGGAAGAUGCUGCUAACAAUUUUGCAAGAGGGCAUUAUACAGUGGGGAAAGAGAUAGUUGAUCUGUGCCUUGAUCGAGUGAGGAAGUUGGCUGACAACUGCACUGGUUUGCAAGGAUUUUUGGUGUUCAGUGCUGUUGGUGGCGGCACUGGUUCUGGUUUGGGGUCCUUGUUACUGGAACGCCUAUCGGUAGAUUAUGGGAAGAAAUCAAAGCUGGGUUUUACCAUUUAUCCUUCUCCUCAGGUCUCAACUGCAGUUGUGGAGCCUUAUAACAGUGUUCUUUCUACACAUUCCCUACUUGAGCACACUGAUGUUUCUGUGCUUUUGGACAAUGAAGCCAUAUAUGAUAUCUGCCGGAGAUCUCUAGACAUUGAAAGGCCAACUUAUACCAAUUUGAACCGACUGAUUUCCCAAAUAAUAUCAUCUUUGACAACAUCCUUACGGUUUGAUGGGGCCAUCAAUGUGGACAUUACUGAAUUCCAGACUAACCUUGUGCCAUACCCCCGAAUUCAUUUCAUGCUUUCAUCCUAUGCACCUGUAAUUUCAGCGGCUAAAGCAUACCAUGAACAGCUCUCGGUACCUGAGAUUACAAAUGCUGUCUUUGAACCCUCAAGCAUGAUGGCAAAAUGUGAUCCAAGGCAUGGGAAAUAUAUGGCCUGCUGCUUAAUGUACCGUGGAGAUGUUGUUCCCAAGGAUGUUAAUGCUGCUGUGGCCACGAUCAAGACUAAACGGACGGUACAGUUUGUUGACUGGUGUCCAACUGGCUUUAAAUGCGGUAUAAACUACCAGCCGCCAUCAGUGGUACCAGGAGGCGAUCUUGCCAAGGUACAGCGAGCAGUGUGCAUGAUCAGCAACAACACAGCAGUAGCAGAGGUGUUCUCCCGCAUUGAUCACAAAUUUGAUCUCAUGUAUGCUAAGAGGGCGUUUGUUCACUGGUAUGUUGGAGAAGGCAUGGAAGAAGGGGAGUUCUCUGAGGCCCGGGAGGAUUUAGCUGCUCUCGAGAAGGAUUAUGAAGAAGUUGGUGCCGAAGGUGUGGAUGAUGAAGAAGAUGGAGAAGAUUAUUGAUUGAUCUAUGAUCAACAAACGAAUGAGUCUGAGCCGUGCAUGCCCAUGCCGGUUGCCCUUUCUUUGUUUUCCCUUAUUUGGUUUUGGUUGUUGCAUAUUUCUCCCUCUCUUUUCGUAUUGUUUGUGUAAUUGCUGGAAAAAAAAUGAUGUUUUCUGAUGCUCUCUCUCAACAACUAAGUGUUUACCGUGUGAUAUGAAAGAGAUGAUUCUUUAGAA